Molecule: messenger RNA, 1140 nt
Organism: Pseudovirgaria hyperparasitica
Lineage: Eukaryota; Fungi; Ascomycota; Dothideomycetes; Acrospermales; Acrospermaceae
Exons: 2
Coding region: 97-741 (214 amino acids)
Biological process (GO): mitochondrial respiratory chain complex IV assembly
Cellular component (GO): mitochondrial inner membrane; mitochondrion
Source: RefSeq, a predicted model, not a curated record
CAGAGCUCCAUCUCAGUCAAUGACGAUCAUCAAUUGCAUAUCGAUCGCUGACCUUCAACAGUCGCCUGACUUCAUUCUAUAGUUGCAUUCACCAAUAUGGCCGACCACCCUCACACUCCCAACGCUGAAGGGCUAAGACCACGCCUUCCUCCAGCUGUAGCAGCAGACCAAGAAGAGCGCAUGAAAGACCCGUCCUACCAACGCACGCAAGACUACAAGAAGCGCGUAUAUUCACGAUUCAGCCCUGAAAAGCCCAUGAAUAUACGAGAAAACACCGUAAUGCUUCCCGACGGUACGAUACAAGCAACCGGGCCCUCACAAGACGCCAUGAAGAGCAUCACAGCCAUUGACGCCGCCAAAGCCAUACGAAUCGAAGACUUCACAGAAUUUCAUCGCCUGCCAUGUGUAAGAGAAAGUCAACUGCCUGCAAUUGGGGGAGGUGCACUUCUUGGCGCUGCGGCGAAAGUUUUUGGAGCAUCAUUAUGGAAGUCUACAAAUUACGCUAUGGGAACGUGGGUUGUAGUGGGCUUCGGUAUGUAUCAAUAUUGCCAACAUAAUCGACGUGCGGAGAAGGAUGGCGUGAAAAGAGCUGUUGACAUCAUGCGGGAGAAGGCUGAAGAGAGGCGAGAACAAGCCAUGCAAGCCAGGCGGCUGAAGACAGAGCAAGAAGAGGAGCGAAAGCGACGGAAAGAGGAACAAGAGAAAAGGUGGUAUGGUCUUGGGCGCUUCAAAUUUUGGUAAUACAUGCAUCAGUGUGUAUGGAUUGAUCCACGGCAGUCAUUCAUGCAUAGUCAGACAUGAGAUCCGUGAGUGCACAUAUCGCAUACGAGGGCGCUAUGUCUUGCUACACCUUGACACACCAACGCAGCCCCGGUGCAACCGAAACGAACAGAAUGUGAGAUGUGAUGUACCAUAUUUGUGUACUGAGUCUAGGAUGUACAUGCUAUCCCUUGUACCUUGGAGGAUAUACCAAUGCUAUGAGUACAAUUAUACACAGUUAUACCUCCAGACUCUGCACCAUGCAUAUGAUCGCAUCUUUAAAGGCCCUUGAGGAGCCCAGAUUGGAGUCUACGUGAUGCGUUCGAAUGUCACACCGGACGGGAGCCUUCAAUGCAGCGAUUUGGGUGACUUUAACGUCCG